Messenger RNA from Rhagoletis pomonella (apple maggot), 1380 nucleotides. RefSeq names its product odorant receptor 7a-like. The coding region runs from base 1 to 1380 and encodes 459 amino acids. The transcript is spliced from 3 exons. The record is from RefSeq and is a predicted model, not a curated record. Gene Ontology annotation, molecular function: olfactory receptor activity; odorant binding. Gene Ontology annotation, biological process: sensory perception of smell; detection of chemical stimulus involved in sensory perception of smell. Lineage: Eukaryota; Metazoa; Arthropoda; Insecta; Diptera; Tephritidae. Gene Ontology annotation, cellular component: plasma membrane.
AUGGCCAACUUUUUACCUCGCCAGCUAAGGAAGCUGGUUUUUCAAGGCCUUCGCCCCGACGAGGUCAUUGUUGCCGAGGUGCAACCACCUGCCGAGCCAGUUUUAAGCAACGCUCAACUGAUACGCCUUCAAUUCGAGAGGGCUACGCGCACUCCUGUCAGCAAAAGAGAAUCUUCGGCGCAAGAAGAACAUGAAGUGCGUCCUUACGGUGCCGUACACGACAUCCAUUCGAAGGAUGGGCUCACGUAUCUCUUUCGCUCCUUUAUGGCACUUGGUGUACUAAUGCCAGAAAAAUAUAAAUUCCUCUAUUGCCUUUAUGCGCUUCUUCCCCUCGGACUCAUAACCUUCUACCUACCCGCCGCUUUCGUGCUAUCCUAUUUCAAGCUGGACUACUCGACCAUCAAGAUCGGCAACUUGCUGACUUCGGUGCAGGUAAGCAUUGCAUCGUUUGUCGGCGCCAUCAAACUAUGUGUAAUGGCAUUCAAGCUGCCUAAAUUGCGCGCUGGCGAAGCUAUAAUGUCUGAGUUGGACGCGCGCUGUAAGGAUGAGGACGAGAUCGAAGUAUUACGCAAAGUCGUACGCCAGGGCAAUCGUUUACUGGUUUAUAUUUUAAUUUGCAAUUUAAUCUAUUCGACAAGCACUUUUUUGGGCGCAACACUGAAAGGACGGCCGCCCUACGAUAUUUACAAUCCGGUAGUGGAUUGGCGCAAAUCAAAAUGGCAAUUCGUAUGGGCUGCGCUCUGGGAAUUUAUACUCAUGGAUGGAUUGUGUGCCGAGGAGGCUAUAACCGACUCGUAUGCUCCGAUUUAUGUUUGUAUAAUUCGGGCGCACAUGAAGACGCUGCUCAUGCGCUUACAGAAACUUGGCUCUAAUCCGGAACGCUCUCGGGAAGAGAACUAUGAAGACCUUAAGAUGUGCAUAAGGGAUCACAAAUCGCUGCUGAAGCUGUUCGACAUCGUGCAUCCGAUUAUCUCCACCACCUAUUUUCUACAGUUCAUGACCACUUCGCUGAUGGUUGGUUGCACUUUACUCAAUAUAAUGAUCUUUGCGGUGGACAACUCUGCGCGCAUCGGCCACUUGUGUUAUGUUGUUGCCUUGCUCAUGGAGGUCUACCCUCUGUGCUAUUAUGGCCAAAGCCUGCUGGACGAUAGUAAUAGUCUGGCUAAUACCAUUUUUCAUGGCCGCUGGGUAGAUCAAAAUGAGGAUUUUCGCAAAAUGUUGGUGAUCUUCACACAACACACCCAGAAACCUAUGGAGCUGCUGGCUGGGAAGCUAAUUCCUAUCAAUUUGACCACUUUUGUCAGGAUCGCUAAAUUUUCAUUUACGCUCUACAGUUUUAUUAACAACAUGGGUGUGAAGGAGCGCUUUGAGGGGUUGUAA